This is a messenger RNA of Austrofundulus limnaeus, 848 nucleotides long. RefSeq names its product opioid binding protein/cell adhesion molecule-like (gene opcml). NCBI's taxonomy places the organism in Eukaryota, Metazoa, Chordata, Actinopteri, Cyprinodontiformes, Rivulidae. The record is from RefSeq and is a predicted model, not a curated record.
CUGGAGACAGAGUGGGGGAGGGGGAGGAGCAUAAAGCCCAUUAUGCUUGUUGUUGGUCUGGAUGCUCUCAGCUCUCCUCCGUCUCAUCCAGACGACACACAGAAACUGGAACGCGGAGGGAGGGAGGACAAACACCGGCGUCUUGGCUGAGACAGAGCAUCGAUUUCACGGAGGAUCCAGAGAGAAGCGCGAGGAGAGGAGAGGGGGGAGAAAGAAAAAAAAAAKCAUCCGCGACGCCUCUGAUUAUCCGAGGAAUACAACUCGACGGCUUUAAGUUUUCCUAGAAGUUGCGCAGUGACAGCAGCGGAUAAACACCGUCACCACCAUCAUGGGGAUGUGCGCGUGGCUGCCAGCGCCCGGGAAAUGCCUGCUGGUCCUCGGACUUAAACUGUUCUUCCUCGUACCUGCAGGAGUUCCGGCGAGGAGCGGAGACUCGGUUCUGAAGGAUAACAUCACCGUGAGACAAGGGGACAGCGCCGUCUUAAAAUGCAGUGUGGACAGCAAAGUGUCACGAGUGGCUUGGCUCAAUCGCACCACCAUUCUGUUUGCAGGAAGUGAGAAGUGGAGUCUGGAUCCUCGCGUCACCUUGAUGGAAAACACUGCUAUCACGGAGUACAGCAUCAUGAUUCAAAAUGUCGAUAUUCAUGAUGAGGGGCCUUAUGUCUGCUCCAUCCUGACCGACAAAAAACCAAAGUCCACAAAAGUGCAUCUCAUUGUUCAAGUACCUGCCAGGAUCACUAAUAUUUCGAAGGACAUCACAGUGAACGAGGGAAGCAGUGUCAAUCUUUUCUGUCUGGCUGUCGGUCGACCAGAGGCCAACAUCAUUUGGAAACAUCAGUCACCAAGGG